UGUUUCGUUUUGGAUCUUGAGUUUCUCUUUUUCCUGUCUCUCGCUCUAUCUGGAGUGUUUGAAUAACAUCAUCAACCAGCUGUUGAACAAAAACAACAGCUGCUGCUGCUGCUGCUCUCUCUCUCUCUCUCUCUCUCUCUCUCACACACACAUAUAAAUAUGAAUAACAUCACCAAUAAUUAGAAGUCCUCUCUCUCUCUCUCUCUGGUUUGGACCGUGUGUGUCUUCUCGAACCUCCCAAAUCGAUAUCUUUCCACCUCGAUCUUCUUUCUGCUCGUAUCUUUCCGAACCUCCCUCUUCUUCUUUCGAUUUCUGUACAUUUUUACGUAUAUGUACAUAUAUCUGGUUCUUUUGGGUAAAUAUUCGAUCUCUCUCUCUCUCUCUCUCUCUCUCUCUCUCUCUCACUUGUGCUCCCUUUGCCUUUAUUUGAUUCCGUUUUCCCUUGAUUGAAGAGAUCAAAAGCUCUGUCUCUCUGUCUCUCUCUCGCGUUGGCUGGGAAUGGAAGAAAAGGAGUUUGUGUUGGAAUAAUUAACAGGAAUUGUAGGCAGAGGUCAAAGAGAAGAGCAUGUUGUGUUCGAAGCAGCCUAACUCGAUUGUAUGCGCAGUGGGAGUUGUUUCUUGGAGACUAUUUCGCUGAUGUAUUCACAUAUUAUUCGUAAAUAUAGAAAACUGGAUGCAAUUCUGAUAGUAUAAUCCCUUAGCCAGAGCCUGAGCCCCUAAGGCUCGGCGGGGGAGGGGGUCGAUCUGGAAUAUUAUCAAUGGCGUCGCCAGAGAAUGAACCCUCCUCCCACUUUCCCUCUGUCGUUGACGAAUCCCUUGGUCCUCCUGCCCACGGUUUUAUGCACAAAUUCAGGCUUUACGAAACUCGAUCGAAUUUUUACAUGAUAGGAAGGGACAAGAGCAGAACAUAUUGGAGAGUGCUAAAGAUUGACCGGUUGGACCCUUCAGAACUAAACAUCCAGGAAGACUUGACCACGUAUACGGAACCUGAGUGUUCUGACUUGUUGAGGCGGAUACAUGAAGGAAACAAGUCCACAGGUGGACUAAAGUUUGUCACUACUUGUUAUGGAAUUGUCGGGUUCAUCAAAUUUUUGGGUCCUUAUUACAUGCUGCUUAUCACAAAAAGAAGACAGAUUGGUGCAAUCUGUGGUCACACCGUAUAUGCUGUCUCCAAGAGUGCGAUGAUUCCACUUCCAAACUCUAUUGUUCGGAACAGUAUCACUAAUUGGCAGAAUGAGAGCAGAUACAAGAAGCUCCUGUGCAUGGUGGAUCUCACAAAGGAUUUCUUUUUUAGCUACUCAUACCAUAUUAUGCGUAGUCUUCAAAAGAACUUGUGUAAUAAAGACACUGGCCAGGUUCUCUAUGAAACCAUGUUUGUCUGGAAUGAGUUCUUGACUCGGGAAAUCCGAAAUCACCUCCAGAAUACGCUUUGGACAGUUGCUUUGGUUUAUGGGUUUUUUAUGCAGGCAACACUUUCUCUAUAUGGACGAGAAUUCAAACUGACCCUAAUUGCAAGACGUUCCCGUCACUAUGCAGGCACCAGGUAUCUGAAAAGAGGUGUAAAUGAGAAGGGCAGAGUUGCUAAUGAUGUUGAAACAGAACAGAUUGUGUUUGAGGAUGUUCCAGAAGGGUUUCCCAUGCAGAUAAGUUCUGUAGUCCAGAACCGAGGCUCAAUUCCUCUUUUCUGGUCACAGGAGACGUCACGCUUGAAUAUGAAACCAGACAUUAUAUUGUCGAAGAAGGACCAAAAUUUUGAAGCCACCAGACUUCAUUUUGAAAAUCUUGUCAAUAGAUAUGAAAACCCUAUAAUAAUUUUGAAUUUGAUUAAGACACAUGAGAAGAAGCCCCGAGAGUCCAUCCUCCGUGCAGAGUUUGCUAAUGCAAUUGAUUUCAUUAAUAAAAGUUUGCCAGAGGAGAACCGUCUCAAGUUUCUUCACUGGGAUCUACAUAAACAUUCUCGGAGCAAAGCUACAAAUGUAUUACUCCUUCUGGGCAAAGUGGCUGCAUAUGCAUUGACUCUAACGGGAUUCUUUUAUUGCCAAGUAACUCCAGCCUUUAGGCAUGAAGGGUGUGUGAGAUGGCUUUUGUCUGGGAAUGUGGACAAUAAUAACUUUUAUCCUCAGAGGCACUGCAACUGUGAUAAUGAGGAUGAUGACUACUUUCUCUUAGAAAGGAAACUUAGUGGUUGUAAUAAUGGUGCUAGUAAUGUUGCUAAUGGGAAUCACCCGAUCAAGCCACCCAUGUUUCAGAAAGGGGUUCUCAGGACCAAUUGUAUAGAUUGCCUGGAUCGCACUAAUGUUGCUCAAUAUGCUUAUGGGUUAGCAGCUCUUGGACAACAACUUCAUGUUCUGGGAGUCGCAGACAACCCAAAGAUAGAUCUUGAUGCUCCUUUAGCUGAUGAUUUGAUGGGGUUUUAUGAGAGAAUGGGCGACACACUUGCUCACCAAUAUGGUGGCUCAGCUGCUCAUAACAAGAUAUUCUCCGAGAGAAGGGGUCAGUGGAAAGCAGCAACGCAGUCUCAAGAAUUCUUCAGAACUCUUCAACGAUAUUACAGCAAUGCCUAUAUGGAUUCAGAGAAACAAGAUGCAAUUGAUGUAUUCUUGGGUCACUUUCAGCCGCAACCAGGCAAACCUGCACUUUGGGAACUGGAUUCAGACCAGCACAGUGAUGCGGGUAGGAAUGGACAUACAUAUGUGGAUGAAGAUGAAAGGUCAAUUUUCAAACGAUCCUUAUCAGAUGGGAACAUACUUGGUGAAAGCGGCUCUCCCAUGUCAGCCAAGAAUGUGAAGCAUUCUUCUAACUCAGUUUUGCCUGAGCGAUCACAAGGAUCAAGCAACUUUCUAUCUGAAUCAUCACCAGAAAUAUCAACUUGUGAAAGUGAUACAGCUUUUUCGAGGUAUACCCGAUCAAUACCUCACAGGCAGCUUUUUGGAGAUAUGCAAAGAGAUCGAUGCCUUGAAACCAAUCAUAUUUACUUCUCAGAACAUGGAGAUAUGUCCAACUGCUCAAAUUUUUUUGACCUUGACUGGUUAUCUUCCUCUGGGAAUUCAUGCGAGGAAGAGCAAUUUGAGAGGUCAUCAUUGCUCACAAACUCUUCAGUUGCUGGGUUAUCGGCAGAAAAUGUUGUCCAUGGAGUGAUGGGAGAAACUACCCCCUCCACAAGUGAAUAUGGAUCCAGCAUGAAAGGGAGGGAGCAGACCGGAACAGAGCUAUCUUAUGGUAUUGCACAGAAUUCCGAUGUUCUCGAAGAUUUUUCAGAUGGCUUUGUGCACUGGGUGAACCAUGGAGAGGCACUCUGCCAUUAAAGUUAGGCUAACUUUUUCCACCCUAAUUCGAUAUAUUCUCACUCGUUUCUCAGGCUGCUGCUGUGACUGAUCCAUGGAGAAGAGACCUUAUUGAGUAUAGCAAAGGUAGUGGGAUCAAGAGAGAUCAGAAGCGGUGAAUCCGGCAAUUUUUCUGUAAGAUGUUUUCCCCCGCAGCAAUCCUCUGGGCCUCAUCUAUGACUUGCAGCAUUAAGUUCCAUCAGAGAAACCACGAUCAGAACCCAAUACCAAAAGUACAAGAGUAAAUAGGCAGCGAUUAAAAUUCUUUUUGGAGCUCAUCUUCUUCUUAAUUAAUCCUAGUAUUCGCAGACUCGUGUAGGGAUGUCGCUUUUGUAAAUAUAUCGUCAUUCUACUCGACCGAGCUCCAGUUUCAGAAUUGCAGGUCAUUGAUUCUUCAUAUUGCUUCAUGUUUAUCUGUGGUCAAGCAUUCUGAGACCCAGGUACUGUAGAACUCCCUCCCUCUUUUGAUAUGUGUAAUUGUAGAGCCUGAAGACCAGCCUCCCUAUUGACGUCUACAUGGACCGUUUCUUAUGGGUAGGUAUCUACAAAGGACUUCUGUUCAUUGAUUGAAAUGGACGCUUCUUUUAAGCUUCAGCUUUUGUAAGUUUUUGCUCCAUCCAAUGUUAAAAAGUGAGGAAAAAUCAUAACAUUCAGAGACAGUAAGAAUGCUCAUGUAUAUAAAGUGUUCGGCAUGUUUAGAAA
Messenger RNA from Carya illinoinensis, 4025 nucleotides. Its product is annotated as phosphoinositide phosphatase SAC3. The record is from RefSeq and is a predicted model, not a curated record. Gene Ontology annotation, biological process: phosphatidylinositol dephosphorylation. The transcript has 16 exons. Gene Ontology annotation, molecular function: phosphatidylinositol-3,5-bisphosphate 5-phosphatase activity. Lineage: Eukaryota; Viridiplantae; Streptophyta; Magnoliopsida; Fagales; Juglandaceae. The coding region runs from base 759 to 3305 and encodes 848 amino acids. Gene Ontology annotation, cellular component: intracellular membrane-bounded organelle.